AUGUUCCACACUUUCAGUAACACGGGUUGGCUGACCUACGGAGCGGUACUUAAUCGGCUGCAUGAUAAGUACGGCAAGCCUGCAAUCGACGCGGCGAUUAAGGGAUGCGUCGUGGAUUCCGCGCCGAUCCUGGAGCAGGACCCGCAGGUGUGGGCGCGCGGGUUCGCCGCUGCGAUCUUGCAGAAGCGCAGCUCCGCCACCCGCGCGGGGCGCGCGGACGUUUCGGCGACUGCGGAAGCUUCCGCUGCUGCUGACUCAGCAGUCACGGCGGCGGAGUCGUCCUCCGCCGGCGGCGCUGCGAAGGGGAGCGCUGAAGGGGUUGAGAAGGAGGCGAAUGGGAAGGUAUGGGGAGUGACGGAUAGAGGCGAGUGGGAGGCACAGCCGAGAGAUGAAACUCGCCCCGCCGCGAUCGACGGUCUGAAGCACCACCAUCGCAGUUCCCUAGGCUUCGCGUCUCUCACUGCUGAGAUGGAUGUUGUGGAGGAGAGGGAGGAGAGGAGGCGGAGUGCGGGUGGUGUGACGGGAGAGCGAGCGGGGGAGGGAGUGGGGGUUAAGAAGGUGGUGAAAGCAGAAGAAGAUGCGGUGGAGAAGACGUUGCUGAACGUUCUGCGAAGGUUCUUCACGUGGUUGCUGCAGCUCCCAGUUGUCAAGACCAAGCUCGAUACAGUCACAAGCACGCUCGCCUCAGAGCAACCCGAGUGCCCGCAGCUGUAUCUCUACAGUACAGCAGACACGGUGAUUCCCGCAGAGGCUGUUGAGUCGUUCAUCCAACGGCAGAGAUCGCGCGGGUGCGCGGUCAUGUUCAAGAGGUUCGACUCCUCACCGCAUGUGGACCACUACCGAACCUUCCCGGAAAUUUACUCGGCAGAGCUGGAGGCGUUUCUGGAAAAAUGCUUGCAGCAGCCCAAGCAGUAG
Closterium sp. NIES-65 is the source of this 915-nucleotide messenger RNA. The record is from the annotation of a GenBank genome assembly. Lineage: Eukaryota; Viridiplantae; Streptophyta; Zygnematophyceae; Desmidiales; Closteriaceae.